AUGGAUUUAGGACGCGUAAAAUCUUCAAGCUCUGUUGACGAAGGGCAAUUGUCCAACAAUAAACAAUCAAGCCAUCAGAACCCAUUUGAAACUCCUUUGGAAUUCGAAGCAGUCGAAAAAUCAUCAAAAAAGUCGAGUGAAAUUGCAAAUGUUGAUCAGGGAGUUAUUAACCCCGAGCUUUCCUUAUCCGGUCAUCAUGGCUUUAAUGAUACGGUGGAAUGUCAACCUGUAGGUAAACGUAUCUGGGUCCUUGCCGCAGCUGCAGGUAUUGGAGGACUUCUCUUCGGUUAUGACACAGGUGUUAUUUCUGGUGCUCUAGUCGUUAUGGGAGAUAGUUUAGGGAAAACCUUGACUGAUGGGGAUAAAGAAUACAUCACAUCAUCAACGUCACUAGGAGCCCUCAUCGGUGGUAUCACCGCCGGUGCGCUUGCUGACUUUCUAGGUAGAAGGCCAGUCAUUGCUAUAACUAGUGUUUUUGUCAUCGUUGGCUCUAUCGUGCAGGCCACUGCUCAUACUUUAUGGCAUAUGAUUGCUGGUCGUUUCAUUAUAGGUAUUGGCGUCGGUGUAGCUUCUCUUAUUGUACCUCUGUAUCUUAGUGAACUAGCACCAUCCAAAAUCCGUGGUCGCCUUGUGAUUGUCUAUGUAUUUCUAAUCACUCUCGGUCAGGUUAUAGCGUAUGGUAUCGAUACUGCAUUUGAACAUGUUAUUAAUGGUUGGCGUUGGAUGGUGGGCCUUGCUAUUGUCCCAGCUUUUAUUCAAGCGGUUAUAUUAGUCUGGCUUCCUGAGUCUCCUCGCCUUUUGAUCAAAAAAGAUAAAGCUAAAAAAGCCUUCAAGACCUUAGCAAGUAUUUAUCCAACAGCUCAUCCAUAUGAGAUUGAAACCAAACUUCAUAUUAUUCAGGAAGGUGUCCGUGAUCCUUUUACUGGUACUAGAUUCCAGAAAGUUAUGAAAACAUUCAAAGAGCUUUACUUCGUACCUUCCAAUUUUCGAGCUCUUGUCCUUGCUUGUGGCUUACAAGCAUUACAACAGCUUUCUGGCUUUAACUCUCUCAUGUACUUUUCAAGUACUAUCUUCCAAACAGUUGGGUUUGACAAUCCAACUGCAACUGGUCUUAUUAUAGCUGGAACCAAUUUUGUUUUUACCAUUGCUGCUUUCACAGUGAUUGAUCGCUUUGGCCGUCGCAUAUUAUUGUUAGUUACUCUUUUGGGCAUGAUCGGUGCACUCAUUGUGUGUGCUGUCGCUUUUCAUUUUUUACCAAAAGACGAAAAUGGAAACAUUAAGGCAGGACAGGGAAAUCCAUGGGCUAUUGUUGUUUUAAUUUCUAUGAUUUUUUAUGUUGCAUCGUAUGCUUCAGGUCUUGGUAAUCUUCCUUGGCAACAGUCGGAAUUAUUUCCAAUGUCUGUUCGUGGGUUAGGUACAGGUAUGGCUACUGCUAUAAAUUGGGCAAGUAAUCUGGCUAUCGGAGCUACAUUUUUGACUUUAAUGAGGGAAAUAACUCCUACAGGUACGUUUGCAUUAUAUGGUGGUCUUUGUGCUGGCGGCUGGGUUAUGUCAUAUUUUUGCUAUCCAGAAUUUGCUGAUUAUACAAUUGAAGAAAUCGGUAUUCUGCUGAAAGACGGAUUUGGUGUUAAAGAAAGUAUGGAGCAUCUACGAAGAGUUCGCCAGGAACGUGCUUGGUCUCAGGAGGACGAUCAAUCGAAAGCCUAG
Molecule: messenger RNA, 1707 nt
Organism: Schizosaccharomyces osmophilus
Lineage: Eukaryota; Fungi; Ascomycota; Schizosaccharomycetes; Schizosaccharomycetales; Schizosaccharomycetaceae
Gene: itr1
Product: myo-inositol transmembrane transporter Itr1
Exons: 1
Coding region: 1-1707 (568 amino acids)
Biological process (GO): transmembrane transport
Cellular component (GO): membrane
Molecular function (GO): myo-inositol:proton symporter activity
Source: RefSeq, a predicted model, not a curated record